AUGCCGACUCCCUUUGAUGUCCAGGAGCGCGCCGAGCGCGCCGCCCGGAACCUGGCGUCCUCCUCGGCGUCGAGCACCGAUCGCUAUGUCGGGGAAGGACAAGGCUUGUCGGAAGGUGCCAAGAGCACCAACGAUGAGGAGGCGGAAGAGGAGCCUUUGCCAGACCGAGAGCUCUGGGAAUCCGUCGUGGAGAAGGAUUGGCAGCUCCUGGGGCAUGCGCCCACCCCCCUGCGCCGCGACCGGAGGUUUCUCUCCUCACUGCUGUCUCGUCACGGCUUGGCGCUGAUGCACGCAGCACCGCAGCUGCGGAAUGACAGGGAUCUGGUCCUCGUGGCCUUGCGGAGUCACGGCGGGGCGCUGGCCUUUGCCAGCCAAGAGCUGCGGUCGGAUCGAGGCCUCGUGCAGGAAGCUGUACAUCACAGUGGCCUCGCCCUGCAGUUUGCGAGUGCAGAGCUAUUGCGAGACCGUGAGCUGGUCUUGCAGGCUGUGGAACAUUGCGGAUUUGCCCUGCAAUUUGUUCCUGAGGACCUCCGAGAGGAUCCUGCCAUAGCCCUUGCCGCGGUCAGGCAGAAUGGCGAUGUUCUGAAGCUGCUGUCCCCGCAGCUGAGGGCCAACCCGAAAAUCGUCCUGGCGGGCCUGAACGCAGCGCCUGCAGCGACUCUGAAGGUGGAAGAGGUUUCCGUCGCUGACAUCGAAAGCAACCUGGCCCACCUCUGA
Molecule: messenger RNA, 717 nt
Organism: Symbiodinium sp. CCMP2592
Lineage: Eukaryota; Dinophyceae; Suessiales; Symbiodiniaceae
Source: the annotation of a GenBank genome assembly